AUGCUCUGUGGUGCAAAGGGCUCUCAUCAACUCUCUUCCACCUUUGCAUGUAAAAGGCCCGCUCCUGUAUAAACGGAGCACCGUCACCAUGAUUCAGUCAUGAUGACCCUCGGUAAUUGCCGCUGCAUGUAAAUAUCAAGUGGUUAGUGAAUAAUUAGUCUUUCAUUGGCCAGCAACCACCUCUGGGCCCCGGCCACGCUUUUAGACCCUCCCUCGUAGAGCCGCCCUGAAGACGGGGGCCCCUUUUGAAUGACAGCGCUUGGGAAGGAGACGAAUUCUUGUGUGAUUUCCCGCAGCCGCCGCGUCCAUGAGCAGCAGUCGAGGAUCUCCAUUCUAACUGAAUGGAUUGGCAUGGGGAGAAGCGGACCUCAAAUCACGGCUAAGCGGCAGCUGUGGGACUGUGUGACGCUGACGAUGGUCUUGCUUUCGCUGCUCUUUCGACCAGCUCACUGCCAGCAGUGUCGAAUCCAGCGCUGCAAUGCAGAGUACGUGGCCUCUACCUCGCCGUCGAGCGGCCUGCAGGACGACGUGGCUCUAGACGUGGACUACUGCAUCGCGCUCCGGGCCUACGCCCUGUGCACCCGAAAGCAGGCGCGCAGCUGCAGGGGGGACCUGGUCUACCACUCGGCCGUCUUCCGCAUCAAGGAGUUAUUCUCUCAGCACAACUGCUCCAGCGACGGGCCCACCUCCUCCGCCAAGGUGCCCAGCACGUCCCGGCCCGCAGUGCUGGAGCUGUGCGACUAUGAGAGCCGGGUGCUGGUGUCGGGCUCGGCGGGCCAGCAGAAGAAAUACGCCCACUGUGGAUUAUUCGGGGACCCGCACCUACGGACUUUCCGGGACGAGUUUCAGACCUGCAAGGUGGAGGGGGCGUGGCCUCUCAUCGACAACCGCUUCCUGUCGGUGCAGGUGACCAACGUGCCCGUUGUCCUCGGCUCCAGCGCCACGGCAACUAGCAAGAUCACAGUGAUCUUCAAGUCCUACCACGGCUGUACGGACCAGAAGGUCUAUCAAGCCACUACCGAGGACCUGCCCUCAGCUUUCCAGGACGGGACGCGCAGCGGCGGCGAGAGCGGCAGCCUCAGCAUCGUGGAGCGCGGCGGCUCCGGGGUGGGCCGGCAGGUGAAGAUCCAGGCCCGCUACAUCGGCACCUCCAUCAUCAUCCGGCGCGUGGGCAGCUACCUGACCUUCGCCAUCCGCAUGCCCGAGGACACCCUGGACUUCUCUGAGGACAACGGCGGCCUGCAGCUCUGCCUGCACGGCUGCCCGCGGAACGAGCUCAUCAAAGAGCACACGCUGAGCCGCCAGAGCCAGCCGCGCCUGCAGGGCACCAACACGGAGCUGGGCCCUCUGAGGCCCCCCCACCAGGUUUACACGGUGGAGCGGGCCACGGCCAAGUGUAGGGAGACUCUGCAGGUGGAGGACGUGUACUUCCAGUCGUGCGUGUUUGACUUGCUGACCACAGGGGACCCCGAGUUCUCCAUGGCGGCCUUCGGCGCCCUGGAGGAUCUAAAGGCCCUGCCGCCCAGUAAACUGAAGCAGAGCUCCCCGAGGACUCCUCGUCCUCACAGCGGAGGGCUGUCGCACACAUCGGUCGCAGCAGCGGCCAGGAACUCCCUUCUCCCGCUCCUACUCCUCAUUCUGCUGCUUUUGUAAAAAAAAAAGGAUUCUUCAUGGAGGCAAACGAGGAAGCAGAACCCGCCUGAGGACAGAGUGACGGGAGCGCUGACGUGUUUCAUUUUGAUUUUAACUUGUGAAUGUUGUGAACUUUUUGCCGUUGUCAUUUGAAGGAUUUCACACAGUGCAGAUUCAUCCACGCAUCUCUGUGCUCGGAGAAAAUCAUCAAAUCACACAGUUUGGGCAUCAGGAAGAAAAUGUUUUCAGCAGCUCAGUAUUAAUUGGGGGUACUACCGCCUCUGCAACCGUCAAACACCGAUCUUGUAAAUAUAUUUUUCGCUGAGAACGAGCCCCGACCUCCAAACACACUCCUCACUGUAUGAUCCAGUAAUAUCAAAAGCACUUACUGGCACUAACAGCGUGUUGUCUGUAUAUCACUGUCAUGUCUUUGUUCGCUGCAACAGUAUUUCAGAGACCGGCCAAACUCACAGAAUCCAACAACAGUAUGUAAAAAAAACUACCUAUCCAUGUACGGCGUCGGUGUCAACAGUUCUCAUUAUUCUGUGAAACGCUCCCUCUUCAAGCUGCCUGGCUCCCAGUUUAAAGGAAAAAACAAAUCUUUAUAUAAUAAUAUAUUAAAAGAGUGUAUAUAUGUGUUAUAUUGUGUAUAGAUGCUUUUAACUGUAAUGUGUUUUACAUUUGUUGUGUUUAGUUGCUAUUUUGAGUCAUUUUAAUAAAAGUAACCUAAUAUGUGUUGCAUUUGUAAUUUUCUGUAUUAAAGUGUUGAACGCUCCACACGAA
Messenger RNA from Betta splendens (Siamese fighting fish), 2415 nucleotides. It is a transcript of the gene rgmd, whose product is annotated as RGM domain family, member D. The transcript has 3 exons. The record is from RefSeq and is a predicted model, not a curated record. Gene Ontology annotation, cellular component: plasma membrane. The coding region runs from base 250 to 1653 and encodes 467 amino acids. Gene Ontology annotation, molecular function: coreceptor activity. Gene Ontology annotation, biological process: BMP signaling pathway. NCBI's taxonomy places the organism in Eukaryota, Metazoa, Chordata, Actinopteri, Anabantiformes, Osphronemidae.